Cyclospora cayetanensis is the source of this 2865-nucleotide messenger RNA. Its product is annotated as glycogen phosphorylase 1. The record is from RefSeq and is a predicted model, not a curated record. The transcript is spliced from 8 exons. Gene Ontology annotation, biological process: glycogen catabolic process. Gene Ontology annotation, molecular function: glycogen phosphorylase activity; pyridoxal phosphate binding. Gene Ontology annotation, cellular component: cytoplasm. Lineage: Eukaryota; Apicomplexa; Conoidasida; Eucoccidiorida; Eimeriidae. The coding region runs from base 1 to 2865 and encodes 954 amino acids.
AUGGCGUCUGGCGGCGAUGAUGUGUUCACGAGCGAUGCCAACCAGCACUGGGAAAUGAAGCGCAAGGCCUCUUUCUCAAAGUUGACUGGAAUGGUGCCGCGGACAAUUCCGGGCAUGUACAACGUUGUAGAGGACCCUCAUGCAGACAACAAGAAAGAGAAGCUAUGGAAACUCAUGGAAACAUACCUGCCUUCCGACGUGCACUCAAUCCAGAGAAGCAUCGUAAACCACGUUGAGUAUACCCUGGCGAAGACACGCUUUAACCUCGACCCUGAGUCCUGUUACCGCGCGGCCGCAUUUUCGGUCCGAGACCGUCUGAUUGAAACCCUUAACGACACAAACGCCUUCUUUCACGAGAAGGAUGUGAAGAGGGCUUAUUACCUAUCCCUGGAGUUCUUGCUGGGCCGUGCCUUCCAAAAUGCGCUUGUAAAUCUGGAUAUUGAGAAGAACUACCGCACGGCGCUAACCGAUCUGGGAUUCAAUCUAGAGCAGCUCUACGAGUUCGAGCACGACCCUGCCCUGGGGAAUGGAGGGCUUGGCCGUCUUGCUGCCUGCUUUCUUGACUCUAUGGCAACGCUCAACCUGCCUUGCUGGGGCUAUGGUAUUCGCUAUACGUAUGGCAUUUUUGAGCAGAAGGUAGUAAACGGACGCCAGGUGGAAUACCCAGAUUACUGGCUGACGCUCUCGAACCCUUGGGAAAUUGAGCGUCCCGACUGUACGUACGCAGUACGCAUCUAUGGAAGCGUUAAAGAAUACCGCGAUCCUCAGACUGGAAGGGUGAGGAGCAAGUGGGUUGGGGGAGAGAUCGUGCAAGCCAUGGCUUACGACACACCCAUUCCUGGUUUUGACACGUAUAACACCAUCAACCUCCGCCUGUGGAAAGCUUGUCCGAGUAAGGAGUUUGAUUUCCACCUUUUCGACGUGGGACGCUAUCUCGAGUCGGUGCGUGAAAGACAGAAUGCCGAGUCCAUAUCCGCUGUCCUCUACCCAAAUGAUAACACGGUGGAGGGCAAGGAGCUGCGUCUGAAGCAGCAAUACUUCUUCUGCUGUGCUACUAUCCAAGACGUUCUGAGACGAUUCAAGAAGGUGCCUGGCCGAGACUGGAAGGAACUGCCCAAUAAGAUCCAGUGCCAACUGAACGAUACACACCCCACAAUCGCGAUUCCUGAGCUCAUGCGCAUUCUCCUGGAUGUUGAAGGCCUGGACUGGGACAUGGCCUGGGAUUUGGCCAGACGCUGCUUCAAUUACACCAACCACACAGUGCUACCAGAGGCGCUGGAAAAGUGGUCCGCCGACCUUAUUGCGAAGCUCCUCCCAAGGCAUUUGUUAAUUAUUAAUGAAAUCAACUUCCGCUUUUUGAAUGAGGCACGCCAGGUCUUUGGCGACGACUGGAGCAAAAUUGGGCGUAUGUCCAUUUAUGAAGAAGGUUGCGAGAAACGGAUUCGCAUGGCCAAUCUUGCCGUCAUUGGGGGAGCGCACGUCAACGGUGUCGCAGCAAUUCACAGCGAACUAGUAAAAAAGAAUCUCUUCCCUGAGUUUGUGGAGUUAUACGCCCGCCAGGGCGUACACGACAAAUUCUUGAAUGUAACGAAUGGUGUAACUCCUCGCCGCUGGAUUUACUGCUCAAAUCGUGGUCUGGCGGAUUUGUUUAGCAAUUGGCUAGGCUCUGACUCCUGGCUGAAAGAGCUGGACAUGAUUGCGGGCCUCAUGAAUCACAUCGACAACCCCACCUUCCGAGCUGAAUGGGCGGCGGUUAAGAAGGAAAACAAAAGACGUCUUGCCCUUUGGGUGGAGCAGCGCUGCAACGUGAAACUCGACGUGGAUACCAUGUUAUUCGACAUUCAGGUCAAGCGCAUUCAUGAAUACAAGAGGCAACUGCUGAACAUCAUUUACAUCAUCCACCGCUACCUGUCGCUCAAACGCAUGUCGCCGGCAGAUAGGGCGAAUAUGGUUCCCCGCGCGUCGCUCAUUGGCGGGAAAGCAGCACCAGGAUACUACACGGCCAAGUCGAUUAUCAAGAUGGCAAACAACGUUGCACAGAUCGUGAACAACGACCCAGAUGUUGACAAGUAUCUCAAGGUGGUGUUUCUGCCGAACUAUAACGUCUCGAACGCUCAAGUUAUUAUUCCCGCUAGCGAUAUCUCUCAGCACAUUUCGACUGCCGGCACUGAGGCCUCUGGAACCUCCAACAUGAAAUUCGUCAUGAACGGCGGGUUGAUUAUUGGUACUCUGGAUGGUGCAAACAUUGAGAUUAGAGAGGAGGGUGGUGACGAGACCAUGUUCAUAUUUGGUGCAAAAGAACACGAGAUCGAACAUAUCCGCGAGCGGGCCCGUAAUGGCUCGUAUCCGAUGGACCACCGCAUGCGCGAGGUGUUUGACUGGAUUCGCGCGGGCAAUUUGGCAUGCGGUGACCACCAGUCGCACGCCGAUUUUUGCAGCAUUCUGGACACGCUCUGCAACAAUGGAAACGGAAACAACGGCGACUUCUACUUGCUGCAGCACGACUUCCCGGAUUACUGCAGAGCGCAGGAUGAGGUUGACAGGACCUACAAGAAUCCUGAUGCCUGGUGGAAAGUGUCCAUCAAGGCGGCUGCCUCCAUGGGCAAGUUUUCGACGGACCGCUGCAUGCGGGAAUACGCCGAGAAGAUUUGGGGAAUUAGUCGCUGCGAGAGGCCGGCCCCCGACGAGGUGCUGCGCAUUCGUUCAUUUGCAAACGACAAAAGAGGUAGCCAAGCAUAUCAUGAGCCACGGAAGCCCUCUGCUGCUGCUCCUGCUGCUAAUGCAAAUGAUCAUGAAACCCACAAAAAAGGGGGCAAGAAUAAAAAAGAAAAGGGAGAUAAAAGGGAGGUUGUUAUCGACUCGUGA